Penaeus monodon (black tiger shrimp) is the source of this 1134-nucleotide messenger RNA. RefSeq lists its product as uncharacterized. The coding region runs from base 1 to 1134 and encodes 377 amino acids. The record is from RefSeq and is a predicted model, not a curated record. The transcript is spliced from 9 exons. Lineage: Eukaryota; Metazoa; Arthropoda; Malacostraca; Decapoda; Penaeidae.
AUGGUGUGCCGCGCGCCGAUUACCAGUUACGCCGCUGCAGCCAGCUAUUCUCGGGACUGUGAACGGAAAGAGGAACACUGGGAACGGACUCCCCUGACGCAAGCUGACGAAAUUCAUCCGAGAAAGAAUCCCAGUUACUCCGAUGAUCGAAGUAGCGCGACGCGUAGGGAAAUGUUUCUGCAAAGCCACAGUGAGGAGAACACCAGUAUGUUGAAGUGCUAUUGUUUGAAGGAUAUUGUGCGCCUUCGUGGGUUGUUUAUGGUGUCUGUGGUACUUUUCAGUUUGUGCUUUGCUUCUGCUGAGAAAGAUUUCGAUUGGAAAAUACGCGUGUUGAUUGUAACCAGAGCGACGCCGAGGGAUGGCCACCUGCGUUUCUUCCGCUCGCUCAGGGCAGCCGAGAUUCCCGUGGAGAUUGUGCAAACGAGUGAUGAGAACAGUGAGAUCUCAAAAGUCCUCGAGACUAUACGAUACUAUAAUCAGGAUGAGGUGCUGAUGUUAACAAAUAGCGACCAGUAUCUCGCGACGCAGGAGGCCCCCGUCGCCGCCUGGACCGUGAUCGGGGAGGCGGCGCGGCAGGAGGCGGCGGUGCUCCUGCCGUUCCCCGCGCUGCCCCGCGUCAUGAGCUACGAGGUCCAUGACCAGCUGGAGAGGGUGCAGGAACUGAAGCAUCUUCGGGUCCGAGAGGAACAGCAUCAGAGGCAGGCCAGGCCGGAUACCAAAUCCUUCGACGCUUUUGCCUUCGUGGGACUAACGAAUUCGGUGCAGCAUCUUCUAGACCGCCUGGAGACGAGGCAUCACCAGGGGUCACUGGGUACGAUGUGGCGUGUCCUGGCUGAGAGCCCUGGCUUAAGGAAACGUGCGGGCGCUGCGCUGGACCAUCGCUACGUUGCCUUUCGUAGGGCGAAUACCUUGGAGACAGGCAACUUCGGCUUCCGCGAGCGCCUGGACGGACACCCCAUCCUGCACACCAAGGACCUGACGCUGCCGCCCUUCCUGUACGGGACGCCCCUCACCCUGCCCGCCAGCCUCGCCAGCAUGGUCGCCAGGGAGGUCACGUUCAAGUUCAUCUGCGAGGACUGCCCCGACGAGCCCCUGCCGCGCCCGCGGCUGAAGGCGAAGAUCUUCCGAGCGUGA